CUGUUACUCCAUUAACCGGCCGGGCCGAACGUUUAAUUAAUCUAAUCUAAUGACAAAGUGAUAAGUCGCGAAAAUGAAGUGUUUGUGCCUUCUGCUGGCCUCAGCCGCCCUCGUCCACGGCUACUCGAUUAGGGACAAUGAAAUCGAAACAUCGCGUUUGCAAAAUAGUGAUGAUCUCUUAAACAGUGUUGUGAGUGAUUGUUUUCAAGCCGACUCCCCGAUGUCAUGCCUCAAAGUGAAAGUCCUGUCCUUCCUGGAUACGAAGCUCGGUGUUACGUCGGAGUCAGCCAGAGCCCUGGACGAGAAGAACAUUGAUAAAGUUAUCUUCGACCGUGUUGGGAGGGUGCUUAACGAAAAUGAGUUCAAGGUCCAACUUCCGGAAUUCCUCUUCCAGAGCGCUGAAGUAUCCUACCGCGCUGACAGGGGCCUUGAUGUUGACUUCCCUGAGACUUCUGACAACGGUGAAGCCCGAGGCAUCCUGAAGAAGAAACUGCUUCUGCCCGUACUUCUCCUACUGAAACUGAAGUUAAAAGCACUCAUGCCAAUCUUGGUGACGAUUGUUGGUAUUAAAGCAGUUAAGGCACUCAUUCUCAGCAAGCUGGCCAUCACUUUAGUCCUUGGAUUCUUGAUUUACAAUCUCUUGAUGAAGAAAGGAGCUAUGCCAAUGAUGAUGGCCGCACCCACAGAAGCUCCCGCCCCGCAAUACGGCCCUCCAGCUUCUCAAUACGGCCCACCAUCCACUUCAGCCCCAAUUUCUGCCCCAUCCGAUACAUACGGACCGCAAUGGGAGCCAUCGUCAUCUGGCCCCUACUCCAGGGUAUGGGACCCUAGCUCUCUAGCGUACAGCUCUUACUACCCUAGCGACAGCUCCUCCAACCAAUCACCAAGCUAUUCUAGCGUAUCAUCAAUUUCAGCAUCAUCAUCGUCAUCUUCAUCACCCACCAAUUAAUCUACCUCAUGUAAAUAACACAAAUCGAUACGGAUAGAGUUUAGGUUUAUUUAUUAAAAAUAUUUAUUAUUAUUUAUUAAACACAAUAAAUUGACUGUUGGACUAUU
This is a messenger RNA of Pieris rapae (cabbage white), 1056 nucleotides long. RefSeq lists its product as uncharacterized. Lineage: Eukaryota; Metazoa; Arthropoda; Insecta; Lepidoptera; Pieridae. The record is from RefSeq and is a predicted model, not a curated record. The transcript has 3 exons. Bases 74 to 949 code for a protein of 291 amino acids.